This is a messenger RNA of Phragmites australis (common reed), 756 nucleotides long. RefSeq names its product patellin-2-like. Lineage: Eukaryota; Viridiplantae; Streptophyta; Magnoliopsida; Poales; Poaceae. Bases 1 to 756 code for a protein of 251 amino acids. The transcript has a single exon. The record is from RefSeq and is a predicted model, not a curated record.
AUGACGCCGAGCUUUGCCGGCGAAAAGCAUUGGUGCGUCUGGCCCACGCUUUGGCGCGGCUGGCAAGGCCAAAAUGUGGGUGGCGAAAAGCUUUGGCGCGGGCGCGCCGCGCGCGGCUGGUCUGCGUCGCGUGUCGCGUCUACUAGUCUCUUCCACUUCUCUCUCUCCACAUCCAUCUCGCGCUCCAAAUUUCCCCGAACUCCAUCCCGCUCUGUCGCCUUUUCCACACGCGCCGAGGAGACGAAACAAGAAUCAGCCGCCGCCGCGCCCGAGGUGGUCGUGACGGAGGCGAAGAAGAAGGCGGACGAGCCCGCACCGGCGGAGGAGAAGAAGGCGGACGAGCCCGAGCCGGCGGAGGAGAAGACCGUGGAGGUGGAGGAGAAGGCUGUGGAGGCGGAGAAGAAGGCCGAUGACGAUUCAGAGGAGGAGGAGAAGGCGGACGAGGCCGAGGAGCCAGUCGCGGCGGACGAGGUGGCCGUGACCGACGGGACCGGGUCGUUCAAGGAGGAGAGUAACCUGGUGUCCGAGCUCCCUGACCCGGAGCGCAUGGAGCUCGCGCAGUACAAAGAGCUCAUCGCCACCGCGCUCGCCAACGGGAAGUUCGACUUGCCCCCACCUCCAACCCCACCGGCUCAGCCCGCCGCGGCGCCUUCGACGGAGGAGACAAAGCCGGAGGAGCCAGCUAAGGAGGAGGCGAAGGACGAGGCAUCGGGCCUGGCGCCACGCUGUGCUGCUCCUCUCCGGCGCGAUCGUUAG